Spirometra erinaceieuropaei is the source of this 3488-nucleotide messenger RNA. Lineage: Eukaryota; Metazoa; Platyhelminthes; Cestoda; Diphyllobothriidea; Diphyllobothriidae. The record is from the annotation of a GenBank genome assembly.
AUGCCAGAACAGGCGCACCUCAUGUACGUGAGAAUCAUAUCCCUUGAUGAAGCCUGGUACAAAUGGAGUGGCGACUAGGUCGCGUGUGAUCCGCGUAGACAAGGCCCGAGGUCUCGUCACACACUGCGCCCAACCUAAUCAUCCGUUUGCGGAGAGGUUCGGACAGCCGACUAAUGGAUGGUAGAAGAAAGAUCAAGUGAAGCCAACACUAGAAAGUUCAUCCUCGCGGCAAAUUAGCAUACUCCCCAUCAGAGCAGAUCGGAUACGGUUAAAUCUGGAAAGAGGCAUCAUGAGUCGUGGCUGGAAAGGAUUUCGACUGACUAGGUAACUCGGUCCUAACCCGGACUACUAGCUAGGCUGUAAUGUCUGCUUCUAAAAUAUAACCUUUAUGACAUUCGCACAUGUGGGAUCAGGCCCGUUCUUAUUGGGGGGGGGGGGGUGGGGCAGGUCGUACGUGACACACGCAGGCAGACUCAGCAAGGAUUAAGUAUGUGCGCGGCGUAAGAAAACGCCAACUGCUAUGUAACAAAAUCACCAGAGUCCUGACUUUCCUGCUUUAAUUGCAGAUUUAUGCAUUUCUACCUGACUGCUCUCCGUGCCGAACCUUUUUUUAAAAAAUGAACCUUCCCCUUACCAAAAAGCUACGUGUAAGGAUGCAAACCAAUGAAGACAUUUCAGCAGCGCCGAUGCCUCAGGUCGGUAGAGGUCGGCGAAUGUCAUUCUACCGAAGAAGGGCUGACAAAAACUAUACCGUACAACUUCCACCCGCACAAAUAUUGUAGGCAGUACUCCAAUGUUUUCCUCACCCCGCGCAUAUACUUAACCUUCACCCUUAUUUUUUUCAGCCAAGGGUUUGGGUUUUGCCUGUUAGCUACUCGAAAAUGUAGUCAUGAAGGAAAAAGUACAAAGAACCAUCCUCCUCAAUUGCGUAUUUCUACUACUUUCCGCUGAUUGUGUGGCGUUCGUUACCUUGACCUUGACAACUGGCCACUGUGGUCUCUAAGGAUCCGUACUCCAAAUAACCAGGAACCAGUAAAUAACACUAGUUCUAAUUCGUUUUGUAAGUCAUUGUGCCAAGAAAAUAAGUGGUUACAUCGAAGUGCUGAGUGAGCAGCUGUGCAUCUCUUGAUGGGGAAGGGGGGGGCAGAUAAUGCGAAACAAUGUCGCACAGAGCGAUGAUCGACUCAAAACACUGACCUUUCGUACGACUUCUUUUCGUGGGUAAAGACAGCCCCACCGUCGCGAACGGUAAUGCCAACCUCGUUCCCUCACAGCAUGGCGGUCUCAGGAACAGCGACGUUCGUAGCGUCUGACGCCCUCACACCUCCUCCCCACUCUUCUGGACCCAAGGACAAGACCAAGUCGGGAUAAUCAGUAAUGGUAUUGGAGGGUGGCUGGCGAAGAUGAACAGUCCGUCUACGCCCACGUGCCUGGUCCGCGCAUAAUGGACCCCAUUUUCGCAGAAUCGAGAAGUGUUCAGCUCGAACCCCAUCUGGGCGGAAGUAUCAUAGAAGCCGCAUUUCGAAGGGACCACGGUAGCCUGAUCCUCCGUCCUGGAAGGAGGGCCGAGUUAUACUGUCAGGUGGCAGCCUUCCAAGCUACAAAUCCAGGCCCUCAUUCCCUAGCUGUCUCCCCUAAUUCACACAUUUCUAUCUUAACACACGAGUCGCACAUAUAUGGACGUGCGCGCGAGCGAGCAAUCUCACUCCCUCACUCAUAAGUCUGUUCGACCGUCGAUUCCGACGAUCUUCACCAUGUACUACACAGCAGGGUGCAGCAAGCACGGCGACUUGCGCGUGAAUUAGUUUAUAGUGAAUGUAGACUUGCGCAUCACCUACCACACUCUCUCUUCCCCACUCCCCACUUGGACCCGGUGUCAGGAUAGAGCGAAGAAGACCGGAGGUGGGGGAGGGCGCAGUUGGCUGCCAUGACCGGACACGCACCUAAACGUACCACCCCCCCCCCCCCCCCCCCCCCCCCCGGUCCACAAAAUACACUUGACCAGGAUUUUUCACCAACAACAAUAACAACACCCCAACAGGGGUCAGAAGGACGAGGAUGACUGCGCAGCCAUGCCCACCAUCUGUAUACCCAGCGGGAGCUCAGGCGCAUCUACUGACAGGGAAUCAGGUGUCAGCGCAUACCAGGCUGCUAGGGCCAGGGUUUGCUGAUGCCUGACCUCGGACACUGGUCAGGUGGCAUUACAUUGUAAAACGUUGGGCUGAUCUCUGUUCUUCGUGCCUACGUUUAUUGCAGGGACAACCUUCUGCGUUUAAUUGGUGAGGUCGCCUGCGGUGGACGGGAGCUCCCCCAGUACACCUCCAUCCUCUGUCAGAUGGCAAAGGUGUUGAGUGCUGCCGCUACAGAAGCCGAGAAGUCCUCCCCCUCCUCCUCAAACGACCCACCUAAUUCCGAUGCGGCAACCUCAGCUGGUGAUCAAGCGGUCGAAGUUGAGUCAAAGCUCGAGGAUUCAGCGAGCGCAGGUGCGGGCACAGGCGACUCGGAGGUCCGCAACAGCACCAGCCGCCGUCGGAGACGGAAAGGAGGUCGUCAGUCCCAGCAAUCAUCACCCGAUACGGCCACUGCGUCUGCUAACGGCGAACCAGUUGAGGUGGAAAAAGGCGAGGGAGUCACUCUGGAGCAGUUACAGUCAUACUUCCGUGUCAAGAACGGCUUCAAAGUGCUCGCAAAGCAGAUGAAUGUAAGUUUAGUCUCUCCCUCCGACUGCUUGGCCUGCGUGUCUAUUCUGUUUGCACUUACCCUGGUGUCCUAUAAGCAGCUGCAUUACAGUCGCCAUAGUCCUGCCAGACUUUGUCCACUUAUUAAUUAUGCAGGACCUCUUCAUAGCUCAUCCCGUGUUCCGCCCUGUGUUGGGUUCAGCUUUGUCAGGCACUGUGUCCGAUAUCAACCCCGGUUGGCCUGACUUGAACAGGUUAUUGGUACAUAGAGGAGGGCCGGUACUGGAAAGUCCUUCCUCACAGCAAGUUAUCGCGUUCCUCACUAUGACAGUUCGACCGUCGAUUUCGACCAUGCUCACCGUGUGCUCCACAGCGCAAUGGAAGCAGGGACGGUAACUUGCCGGACACCUACCACACUCCCCCUCCCCCACCCAACCUGGGUCUGGUGCAUGACCAAGUCAAGAAGACCGGGUGCAGUUGGCUGGCGCGAACGGAGCCGCCCGUAAGCGUGCCGCCACAUCCAGCUCGGAUUUCAUGGAGUGCGAAUGCCAUAGAGACCACAUUAAGAAGGAGCCAUUGCAUCCUGACUCUCAGCCCACCACUCGGCCACUCCACACAAACGCACACACUGAGCUGACUGCGGGAUCUGCGUUAUCUCAUCAGGCCACAGCGCUUACGCACCGUGAUAGCUUUAAGCGCGUCAGAUUGUUUAUGGUGAGGAGGAAAUUGCGCUGAGACGUCGACCUUACACUCUCUGUCUCUUCCCCUUCCCAGGCGCCAGUCAACUGUCCGAGCCAGUCAGAUAUCUGA